AUGACCGACCUUUCGCUAUUCCAUCGGCCCUCCUUUGGACAGAAGAUCCAGAAUAUCCAGAACCCAGCUAUUGCUGUAGCACUUUUUGCAGCCAUGUUUGCUCACUCUGUCCGCUUCGAGGGCAGAUCGUUGGAUUUUACGCCGCCUACAACCGCCGCUCCACCAACUUAUGAUAUCGAAACUUAUACACACUUUCAAAAUUUGGCGUACAAGUUAGUGCAGCAGUCGCUUGACGAAUCAAGCGAAGCACUCAGCCAGGCUGCAAAGCUUAGCCUGCUUCAGGGUAUAGCACUUAUUACCUUGAAUGACUUCCUCAGGGGCGCGCAUACGCGGCCAUCAAGUCUGCUGGGAACGAGUAUCCAACUGGCGUACGAGCUUCAUCUACACCUCGUUGACUUCCAGGCUCCUGGACAAUCUCACAGCAUUGGGCCGAAUCUUUCACGCUGGGCUGCAGAUGAAGAAAGGCGGCGUUGCUGGUGGGCAUUGUGGAAGAUAGACAACUUUUCCAGUAUGAUUCGACGAUGCCCGACCGCCAUCAACGCGAGGCUGGUCGAGACUUAUCUGCCUGUUCCGGAUGUAGUUUGGUUCAAUAACCACUUCCAAGCAAGCUGCAUGCUAGAAAGCUUACCGCAGAAACGUGCGAAAGCUUUGAAGGACUCCGGCAAUGAAAGCCCUGACGCGUGGCAGAUUGUUAUAAGUUCAAUAGUCAGAGACGCCCAGACUCUUCCCAGGGGCAAUAUUCACGGCGUGCUGCUUAAUGUGGAUCUGACGAAUGCAACCACCGACCAGCUUUGCCAGUACUUUCGAAACUCCUUCCGCAAGAGGCAGACGCAAGAAGACCCGGCGCAAGUAGAAACACUGGUUGACUCGCUGCAGACCAUCACCGAAGCAAUUCCAGCGCACUUGACCUACAAUGGCGAGUAUCUCGAUUUUGGCUUCGAUGCCUUAACGGUCAGUCGAGAGUCGGAGGUUCGAUGCCUGCAUGCGGCCCAGUAUGAAACAUACUUUGGCCUGCAGCUUGCUCAGUUCAUGAUAUACCACAACCAUGCAUUUGAUGAGAUUGUCUCGGGAGCCAUAUUUGCCAGCAACACGGCACGCGCUGGAACUUGCAGUUCAGAAUCGGCCCACCUACCGCAGGGCCUAGGGCACUGUCUACAGGCGGCAGACAAUAUAUGCGCUAUUAUCUCCCAGUGUCCAGCCGACCAUGUCGCGUAUGUAAGUCCAUAUCUCGCAAGCACAGUCUGGCUGGCUGCUUCUCUGCAAAUACUGAGAGAUCUCUUGGUGGUGGUGACGGACUGUGGUGAAACACACUCUAAAUACGCACUCCUCCGUGCGGUCUUUGAGCAAUACUCGGCGUUCUGGGGUACAUCACCCGCACUGCUCGAGAACCUCGACUCUCUAGAUGCCCGGAUUCGCGGGUACUGCCGGGCUACAGCCACCACAACAACCUCCUCCCCGGGAAGCUCUGUGAGAACAGCUCAUCCUCUGCAACAGGGGCGAUACAUUGCGCAGGAUAACUCCUUCGACGAACUUUCCAGCGGUUUGGCUUCUACUCCGGAGGAUGCAGAGCAAUUCUCGAGGGAUGGCUGCAGUUCAAGGACCCCUGCUGUUUCGACCUCAGCUUCUCGCACAAGGGCUCAGCUUGAUGUGAUUUAUGACGAUCACUUGCCAAAUCUUUUGAACUUUGGCUGGGAUACCAGCGUGCCUGGUGAUGUACAUCCUGGCGAGGAGCUUUUCAGGUGUCUUCUCAGUGUACUUUGA
This is a messenger RNA of Aspergillus versicolor CBS 583.65, 1761 nucleotides long. Its product is annotated as fungal specific transcription factor domain-containing protein. The transcript has a single exon. NCBI's taxonomy places the organism in Eukaryota, Fungi, Ascomycota, Eurotiomycetes, Eurotiales, Aspergillaceae. Gene Ontology annotation, biological process: DNA-templated transcription. Gene Ontology annotation, molecular function: zinc ion binding; DNA binding. Bases 1 to 1761 code for a protein of 586 amino acids. The record is from RefSeq and is a predicted model, not a curated record. Gene Ontology annotation, cellular component: nucleus.